AUGGAGGAUGAGGAGGUGGAGGUGGGCUGUGAAGAAGCCUAUUCUCUCAUACCAAAUCCAUUACAAUGCUUCACAAAACUAAUACUCUUCCAAGCAGACUUGAUAUACAACUCCUUGACCACUCUCUUCUCACCUAUCUCUUGCUUUCUCUCCAUUCUCCACGAGUCCUAUCACCGAGCUGAGGAGACCAAAGACACUGUGGAAUCCACAAUCCACAAAAUCCCCUCCACCAUCACCCAUGGUAGCACCCUCUUGUUGAAGAUGCUGAGUUUGGGCUUCCUUGGAGCUGCAUACGUAUGCAAGGUUUUGAUGGUAGUGUUGGUCCUAGCUGUUGUUUUGGGUGUUGGGUUGUUGCAACUGUGGGUGGACCAACCUGUUUUUGUGAGGGAGAGCUUGUAUUUUGACUAUACUGAGCCUCAUCCUAAGGCUGUUUUUCAUUUUUGUAAUGUUGGGGCUGAAAGGAAUAACCGGAGGCAGAAACCGAUGGGUGUUCCAAUAGGGCACACAUUUCAUGUUACUUUGAUGCUUUUGAUGCCUGAAUCUGACUUCAACAGAGACAUUGGGGUGUUUCAGUUGACUGCAGAACUGUUAUCAGUCAAUGGAGCUGUGAUUGCAAAAUCUAGCCAGCCAUGCAUGUUGAAGUUUAGAAGCAUCCCAAUUCGACUCACUCGGACAUUUCUUAUGGGCAUUCCUCUUUUGAUUGGAAUUUCUCAAGAGACCCAAAUGAUAAGCAUUGAAAUGUUAAAGCACAAGGAAGGCACGCGAAGAACUGAGGUCAUCAGAGUAAGUUUGGUUCCAAGGGCUAGAACUUUAUCUCCGCCCCAGUUGUAUGAAGCUGAAAUCCUCAUCCACUCUCAGCUGCCUUGGACAAAACAAUUGGUAUCCAACUGGAAAUGGACAUUAUACGUGUGGACGUCUUUAUAUAUUUACAUAAUUUUACUUAUAGUUAUGGUCUGUUUCUGUAAACCACUCAUCUUCCCAAUGACAACUGCAGCAAGUUUCCGUGGUGACUGUAGUGAGAGGGAAUUGAUGACCGAAGAACCUGCAGAGGCACUAACCCAAGCUAGAGAUGAAAGAGAGGUCUCAGAGUUAUUGAGAAAAUGGAAAAGAAGGAGCAAAAGAAAGGCAAUCUAUUUGCAUGAGGCCAUGAGAGAAACUGUUGGCUCAUCCACAUCAAGCAUGAGUGUAACCAGAGAAGACACUAGUACGGUUGUUGAGGAAGAUACUGUGGACUCAGAAUCAGUGUGUUUAGGAGGUUGAGUAGUUAGGGCUAAAAGAUUGUACGG
Molecule: messenger RNA, 1286 nt
Organism: Quercus lobata
Lineage: Eukaryota; Viridiplantae; Streptophyta; Magnoliopsida; Fagales; Fagaceae
Product: Putative adipose-regulatory protein (Seipin)
Biological process (GO): lipid droplet organization; lipid storage
Cellular component (GO): endoplasmic reticulum membrane
Source: RefSeq, a predicted model, not a curated record